Molecule: messenger RNA, 729 nt
Organism: Solea senegalensis (Senegalese sole)
Lineage: Eukaryota; Metazoa; Chordata; Actinopteri; Pleuronectiformes; Soleidae
Gene: mocs2
Product: molybdopterin synthase sulfur carrier subunit
Exons: 6
Coding region: 51-317 (88 amino acids)
Biological process (GO): Mo-molybdopterin cofactor biosynthetic process
Source: RefSeq, a predicted model, not a curated record
GUCACGUGCUCUGAAGCAGUGUCACGUGCUGUGAAGCAGCAGACUCAUUCAUGCCUGCACAGGUGUUGGUGUUGUACUUUGCUAAAAGUGCAGAGUUGACCGGUGUGAAGCAGGAAGAGGUCGCCGCCGUGCCAACACCAAUCAGCAGCCGGGACCUUUGGAACCUGUUGCUACGGCGACACCCACGACUGUGUGCGCUGCAGGACCACGUGGUGCUGGCGGUGCGUCAGGAGUACGUUGCCAUCGGCGACCAGGUGCUUGUGUCCCUGGUGGACGGGGACGAGGUGGCGGUGGUGCCGCCUCUCAGCGGAGGAUAGAACACGAGGCAGACGAAAUGUCAGAGGAGCAGAGCGACGCCCUGAAGCUGAGCCAUGAUUGGCUCUCAGUACAGGAAGUGGUGGAUGCCGUCAACAGCGCUUCCUGUGGAGCUGUUUCAGUGUUUAUAGGUACGACCCGUGAGGACGUGGUGGGCGGCGGCAGGAAGGUCAGCGCUCUGGUGUACGAGGCGUACGAGGCGAUGGCUCAGUCCGAGUUCUCUAAAGUGUGCGCUGACAUCAGGGAGCGAUGGCCGUCUGUGACGCACAUCUGUGCUCACCACAGACUGGGGUGUGUGAAAGUAGGCGAGGCCAGUGUUGUCAUGGCGAUCUCCUCUCCUCAUCGCCAUGACGGCCUGCAGGCGAUUCAGCACUGCAUCGAGCAGCUGAAGGCCAACGUCCCCAUCUGGAAAAA